Molecule: messenger RNA, 787 nt
Organism: Tripterygium wilfordii
Lineage: Eukaryota; Viridiplantae; Streptophyta; Magnoliopsida; Celastrales; Celastraceae
Product: abscisic acid receptor PYL2
Exons: 1
Coding region: 66-620 (184 amino acids)
Biological process (GO): abscisic acid-activated signaling pathway
Cellular component (GO): cytoplasm; nucleus
Molecular function (GO): abscisic acid binding; signaling receptor activity; protein phosphatase inhibitor activity
Source: RefSeq, a predicted model, not a curated record
ACAGCCGCCCUCGUGUAUUCAUUUUGCUCUCGUUCUUCUUCUUACUUUCAUGCCAAAAUUAAGCCAUGGAACCACCCCCAAAAGACAUAUCCCCAGAAGAGUACAAAGACCUCAAACCUCUCAUUGACACAUACCACAUAUUCGAACCAUCCCCAAACACACGCACAUCCCUAAUCACACAACGAAUAGAUGCCCCGGCCAGUGUUGUGUGGCCUUUGGUUAGGAAUUUUGAGAAUCCACACAAGUACAAGCACUUCAUCAAGAGUUGCAACAUGAGAGGUGAUGGUGGAGUAGGCAGCAUAAGAGAGGUAACCGUGGUUUCCGGUCUACCGGCCUCCACGAGCACCGAAAGGCUAGAGAUUUUGGAUGAUGAGAAGCACAUAUUGAGCUUUAGGGUUGUUGGGGGAGAACACAGGCUCAAGAAUUAUAAAUCUGUCACUUCUGUUAAUGAAUUCAACAAGGAUGGGAAGGUAUACACUAUUGUUUUGGAGUCUUAUAUUGUUGACAUACCAGAAGGGAAUACUAAGGAGGAUACAAAGAUGUUUGUGGACACUGUUGUCAAGUUGAAUCUUCAAAAGCUUGGUGUUGUGGCAAUGGCUUCUCUCCAUGGACAUGAUUAAAUUAAGCAAUGCUAUGUGGGUAUGAAAUUAACCUUAGUGGUCAGUAUUGCUUAUUCUCUGCUGCAAAUUGGGAUUUUUUUUUGGUCUUUCUAGUGGUCAAAGAGUUGGGAUUGCUUUGUAUUUUAGUUGAAUUUGAUAAAAUAAUAUUAUUGCAUCUUCCUAUAUAU